AUGGAUAAUUUAUGGACCCGUCGAGCAAACACCGGUAAACUCUCACUGACCACAAAUUCUGGUCCCAACGGCGCCUCCAACGAACCAUCCUCUUCCCGCAACGCAUCUUUUGCCAAGCGCGCGGGCGGCGACAAUGCAUCGUCCCUGCGCCCGGGGCCCCUCAGUGCUACAACACCUGGUGGAGGGCUGACCUCGCCAACGGGCGCAUCCAGCGCUUUUGGCCUGGGCUCAGGCGCAUUUGCUUCCUUUGGCUCUGCGAAGACGCCCAAGUCCGGAGGUAAUCCUUUCGACACGGCCAUGGGCACGGCGGCACCCAAGCCCGGCGUCGUAAAAGACGCCAAGCCAAUCGGCAAGACUCCCAGCAUGGCCUCGAUCUCUGAGGCUAGAUCUCUCGACGGUACAGUGCCCACUUUACAUCUGCUCAUAGAUUCAUGGACCUUCUGGUAUCGUCCACCCAUCUCCAAGGCGCAUGGGUACAUUGAAUAUGAGCAUACGUUGCAUCCUAUUGCAACGGUUCGAGCGGCGGAAGAGUUUUGGGAUGUAUAUGAGCACCUGAAGCGCCCUUCGACGCUGCCCGUGGUAUCGGAUUAUCAUCUCUUCAAAAAGGAUAUCCGGCCGAUUUGGGAGGACGAUGUCAACAAGAAAGGUGGCAAGUGGGUGGUGAGGCUGAAGAAGGGUGUGGCUGAUCGUUACUGGGAAGACCUCCUCUUGGCGCUCAUUGGCGAUCAGUUCUUCGAGGCGGGCGAGGACGUAUGCGGCGCCGUGCUCAGUGUCCGAAAUGGCGAAGAUAUUUUGAGUAUCUGGACCAAGACGGACGGUGGCCGCGUGCUCAAGAUUCGCGAACUCAUGAAGCACAUUCUCAAGCUGCCCGCCAACACGCGCGUCGAGUUUCGAAGUCACGACUCGAGCAUCCAACAACGCACAGCCCUCGACGAGCAGCGCCGUGAGAAUCAGAAGGCCAGAGAGGCCAACCCUGAGAAGCGGCCUGCGAGAAGUGAGAUGAACUAG
Messenger RNA from Emericellopsis cladophorae, 1008 nucleotides. Its product is annotated as Eukaryotic translation initiation factor 4E type-like protein. Gene Ontology annotation, cellular component: eukaryotic translation initiation factor 4F complex; cytoplasm. Gene Ontology annotation, molecular function: translation initiation factor activity; RNA 7-methylguanosine cap binding. The record is from RefSeq and is a predicted model, not a curated record. The coding region runs from base 1 to 1008 and encodes 335 amino acids. The transcript is spliced from 3 exons. Gene Ontology annotation, biological process: translational initiation. NCBI's taxonomy places the organism in Eukaryota, Fungi, Ascomycota, Sordariomycetes, Hypocreales, Bionectriaceae.